AUGGCGACCAACCCGAAUGCGAACUACAGCAUCAACGUGAAUGACCCAGGGCUGAUUACACUUGUAAAUAAGCUCCAGGAUGUUUUUACAACUGUAGGAGUUCAAAACCCCAUAGACUUGCCACAAAUCGCCGUCGUAGGAUCGCAAUCCAGUGGAAAGAGUUCUGUGCUCGAGAACAUUGUCGGACGAGACUUCUUGCCCCGAGGAACCGGUAUCGUGACGCGAAGACCGCUCAUUCUACAACUCAUCAACCGCGCGGCCGGCUCACAAACCAAUGGCGUCAGCGAAGAGGCCAAGUCGGCCAGCGAACAGAACAACGCCGACGAAUGGGGCGAGUUCCUGCACAUCCCUGGCCAAAAGUUCCACGACUUCAACAAGAUUAGGGAAGAGAUUGUACGGGAGACGGAGUCAAAAACGGGUCGCAAUGCGGGUAUCUCACCAGCCCCCAUCAACCUGCGGAUAUACUCGCCUAAUGUGCUGACCCUGACGCUGGUCGAUCUACCGGGUCUGACGAAGGUGCCUGUUGGAGACCAGCCGAGGGAUAUCGAGCGACAGAUCCGAGAGAUGGUGCUCAAGCAGAUUAGCAAGUCCAACGCCAUCAUAUUAGCCGUCACCGCGGCGAAUACUGACUUGGCCAACUCGGACGGUCUGAAGCUGGCACGAGAGGUCGAUCCAGAAGGACAGCGGACAAUCGGUGUAUUGACAAAGGUCGAUUUGAUGGAUGAUGGUACCGAUGUUGUCGAUAUUCUAGCUGGACGGAUUAUCCCCCUUCGAUUGGGUUACGUUCCUGUUGUCAACCGAGGGCAGAGGGAUAUCGAGAAUAAAAAGGCGAUUUCCUAUGCGCUCGAGCACGAAAGGCAAUUUUUCGAAAACCACAAGGCAUACCGUAAUAAGGCUGCCUACUGUGGAACACCCUAUCUAGCGCGCAAGCUGAAUCUGAUCCUCAUGAUGCACAUCAAGCAAACGCUUCCUGACAUCAAGGCACGCAUCUCGUCUUCGCUGCAGAAGUACCAGGCAGAACUCGCGUCGCUUGGGAAUUCCAUGCUGGGAAGCAGUUCGAAUAUUGUCCUCAACACCAUCACAGAGUUUACAAACGAGUAUCGGGGGGUUCUUGAGGGUAACAAUCAAGAGCUCUCAGCGACGGAGCUGUCAGGUGGUGCUCGUAUCUCUUUCGUUUACCACGAACUAUAUGCGAAUGGUGUCAAGGCCGUGGAUCCAUUCGACCAGGUCAAGGACGUCGACAUCCGUACCGUCUUGUACAACUCUUCCGGUUCCUCACCAGCGUUGUUCGUUGGCACCACUGCUUUUGAGCUCAUCGUCAAGCAACAAAUCAAGCGACUAGAAGAGCCCAGUAUCAAGUGUGCUAGCUUGGUGUAUGACGAGCUGAUUCGCAUCCUCGGCCAGCUCCUCAGCAAGACGUCGUUCCGAAGAUAUCCUGGACUCAAGGAGAAGCUCCACGCUGUGGUGGUGGCCUUCUUCAAGAAGGCCAUGGAGCCAACCAACAAGCUCGUCAAGGAUCUUGUGGCCAUGGAGGCUACCUACAUCAACACUGGCCACCCCGACUUCAUCAAUGGCUCGCGAGCCAUGGCCAUUAUCCAUGAGCGACACAAUAGCGCUAAGCCGCAGCAAGUAGACCCCAAGACUGGCAAGCCACUACCGCCCUCGGUACCUCCGCGGUCGAUAUCACCGUCGCUGGGAGAUCCCAACGGCGAGGGUGGGGGUUUCUUCGGCUCCUUCUUUGCUAGCAAGAACAAGAAGAAGAUGGCAGCGAUGGAACCUCCGCCACCCACUCUCAAGGCCUCUGGUACCCUUUCAGAGAAGGAGACGCAGGAAGUGGAAGUCAUCAAACUGCUCAUCACUUCCUACUUCAACAUUGUGCGUCGAACGAUGAUCGACAUGGUCCCUAAAGCCAUCAUGUUGAACCUGGUGCAAUGGACAAAGGAGAACAUGCAAGGCGAGCUCCUCACCAACAUGUACAAGACGGACGAACUCGACGAUUUGCUCAAGGAAUCAGAGUACACCGUCCGGAGGCGGAAAGACUGUCUGCAGAUGGUGGAGAGUCUAUCAAAGGCACAGGAGAUUGUGAACCAGGUGCAGUAA
Messenger RNA from Plenodomus lingam JN3, 2100 nucleotides. NCBI's taxonomy places the organism in Eukaryota, Fungi, Ascomycota, Dothideomycetes, Pleosporales, Leptosphaeriaceae. The record is from RefSeq and is a predicted model, not a curated record.